AGAAGAAGGAAAAAAAGCAACCAUUUCCGGGCCGGAAAUGUUUACAAGUAGCAGCAGAGUUGAGGCUCUUGCAAAUCUUCGUGAAUCCGAUGCUCGGUUUCUCCAGCUGAUAUUUGCCAAGCAGGGGCAUCCGAGAGCCAUCGUCUACCCGAGCCACUGAAAGACGAGUAAGAAACCAUGAAGAGGAAAGGGAGAUGCUCAAGGUCAUCUGAGACAUCACCAUCACAAAAGAGCGCGAGGCUCUGUGAAGGGAGGAGGAAAACUCAGAGGAACAUCCGCGUGGCCGCAGCAACAUCUGAGCUGUAUCGUGGAGAUGCCGCAACAGACGCUACCUCCGCUUUGGCUGACAAGCAGUCGAAAUCCUCCAAAUUAUCCACUGCCAUCUGCAGGCUGUGCCAUGGCAAGUUUUCUCCACGGAGUCUGCUACAUGCCUUCAACAAAUGGCCUCACGAUUUUCCCGAUCUUAUUAAUGAGGAAGCGUAUGCUGCUGCCAAGUCACCCUCUUUAUUCCACGUCGACUUCCAGCGACUGGUUGGAGUACAGUUGGACCCUGACUCUCGAUUAUCAGAAUUUGUUUGCAAGAAAUGUCACAGCAAGUUCUAUAAGUGCCACAAUAUUCUGGUUCGGUUUCUGCAGAUGGUUAAUCUCCUGCCUGUUGGGAAAGACAAUUCGAAAAUCAGGCACAAGCCAAUGUUUUCAGACUCUUUAAUAAACGAUGGGUCUACAACUUCGCCAUCCUUUUCUUUAGACACCGCCUCCCUUCACAAUCUGGUGUCAUGGGCUCACCAUCACGGAGAGGCCUGCAAAUCUUGCCCUGACCUGAAUCCGGUGCUUGAGGGCCAGUGCUGGGGCUCAGUCAAAGCAGUGUGGUGUUGUGUUGAUGGGCACAGCUACACUAUGAACACACAGGGCACCACCUCUGUCAGGUUUGGAUAUUUGCUCAACCCAGGAGAGAGUGGAAAUGGGGCCAGAGAGAUUUCACUGGAGGUGGCCUGUGAGGAAAGAAGCACAGUGGGGACGCCGGGCUGUCAGGCUCAGCAGAGUCCACCAGCAGUCACUCCGCUGGUUCAAAGCCCAACGCUGACGGACUGGACCUGCGACACUAAAGAGUUUGCAGACCCACAAGUGGCAAUUUCUCCUGUUCAGGAGCAGCAAGAGGACAAGCAGACUAAUACCGAUCUAUCUGACAGAGCAACUGGACCCAACGAACAACAACAAAUUACAAAUACCUCAGGAGAUCCUAAAGUUAAAAGGAAACCUGGACCUAAACCUGGCUGGAAGAACAAGUUCAAACCUAAAGGGGAGGAGCUGCCCAACAUCUACAAGUGUCUGUAUCAAGGCUGCACUGCUGUCUAUAGAGCUCCUGAUGGUUUAAAGAAGCAUAUCAAAGAACAUCACGAAGAGGUAAGAGAGCGACCCUGUCCCCAUCCUGGAUGCAACAAGGUCUUUACCAUUGACCGUUACUUGCAGCGACAUGUCAAGCUGAUCCACACAGGUAUGUUUGCUUUCAUCAGUCAAAGCUUGGGUCUACCUUCAAAAGUCUGGACAGUAGUUGACAGCAAGCUUGACAUAAUUCAUUCAAAAUGUUAUUUCUUUGGGAGCGGCACACCAACAGAGCCCCGAGCGGCCCCCUAUCACCACCGCGCCCCCACCAUACAGUUCACCCAGCAGACACGCACACUGAAAAAAAAGUACAUGGAGGACAUGGGAAGGAAAGCUCUGAACUCCUUUCAGGGAACGACUCCAAGUCAUUGGUGUGAGGUUUGUGGCUUCCAGUGCCGUCAGCGGGCGUCACUGAAAUAUCACAUGACGAAACACAAGGCAGAGGCUGACCUGGAUUUUGCCUGCUUGGUAUGCAGCAAGCGCUUUGAGAAGGCCCAUAAUCUCAAUGUUCACAUGUCUAUGGUCCACCCACUGACUCAAACCAAGAUACAGAAAGGAGGCAACAAGCAGAAGCCACACGCUGCAUUCUCCAACCUGCACAACAUCUUAAUGAGCGGAGAAGCUAUGCCACAAGAACAAGACAGAUGAUGUCAGGAAGACUUGGAACUCGUGAUCUGACUCAUGGUGCCGCUCUAAAACAUCCAAUGUCUAUUUGCCUUUACUAUAAUUUUCCAACCACAUACAGUAAUCCCUCGCUAUAUCGUGGUUCACGUUGCGGAUUCAGUGCAUUUUAAUACGUCAGUGUAGUGCAGUCACUCGCACAUUCUGAUAGCUUAAUUGGCUAAAUGAUUUUAAUGUGGCAGCAAUGACUCACAUUGGGUUGGGCUAUUAUUAGCAAAAAUGAAACCUUACUGAGUAAUCUCAGCACGUAAAUUUGGUAAGUAACCAAAUUGCUUAACGAUACAAAGAACAUGACUGGAAAGCCAGUGUUUAAAACACAAGCCACUGUCAGAGUUUUAUGAAGUAAUUCACAAAUUACCAACCUUAGCCCAAUGAACAAUUAAUACCCAAACAUUGCAAAAUCGACAGAAACAAAUGCAAGAACAUUAAGCUGUUUCUUCUACAACUGUAGUACUAUAGUUAAAAACAUCACCGCAAUGAGUUCUGGGUUCCCAUACUGCUUUUUUCGCUAACUACAUUGGCAGGACCGUCCGUCAGUAUGAGGAACUGUGCCAAUGCUGAAGGCAGGAAAUUGCCUCCUACUGCUUGGGCUAUUGGUUGCGCCAUUCAAGUCGAGCACACCUGCGUGUGCAUGUCCUUGUGUUGUGUGUGGAUGUUGACCUCAAGUGGGCCAAAAAAAAUACCUUCACCUCUCUAAAGUAUCACAUAUUGGCUUUGAAAUGCAUAUAUGAAACUUAGACAUUUAUUCAUCCAUCCAUCCAUUUUCUUCCGCUUAUCACCAGCUACUUUGUCCCUCUUCCGGGGGGAUCCCGAGGUAUACCCAGGCCAGCCGAGGGAUGUAGUCUCUCCAGCGUGUAGUGCAUUGUCCGUGGGGCCUCCUACCGUUGGGAGGUGUCCGGAAACCCUCACCAACUCAUUCUGUCCACCUGUAUCCGCGAUCUUGUUCUUUCGGUCACGAGCCAGAGCUCAUGACCAGAGGUGAGGGUAGGAACGUAGAUGGACCAGUAAAUCGAUAGCUUCGCCUUUAGGCUGAGCUCCUUCUUCACCACGACAGACCAAUACAGAGUCUGCAUUACUGCAGACGCUGCAACAAUCCACCUGUCGAUCUUCAGCUCCAUUCUUCCCUCACUCAUGAACAAGACCUAGAGAUACUGUAAAUCCUCCAUUUGGAGCAGGAUCUCUUCCCCGACACAGAGAGAGCACUCCUGCCUUUUCCGACUGAGGACCAUGGUCUCAGAUUUGGAGGAGCUGAUUUUCAUUCCAGCCGCUCCACACUCGGCUGUGAACCACUCCAGCAAGAGUUGAAGAUCACGGCUUGAUGAAACCAUCAGAACCACAUCUGCAAAAAGCAGCGACAAGAUACUGAUACCGGACCCCGUCAACACCUCAGCUGCGCCUAGAAAUUCUGUCCAUAAAGGUAAUGAACAGAAUCAGUAACAAAGAGCAGCCUUGGCGAAAUAUAACCCUCACUGGAAACGAAUCCAACUUGCUGCCACCAAUGCAGACCAAGCUCUGACACCAGUCAUACACAGACCGAACAGCCCUUAUCAAGCCCAUACACCCGAAGCAACCCCCAUUGAAAACCCCGAGGGAAUGCCUUCUUCAAGUCCACAAAGCACAUGUAGACUGGUUGGGCAAACUCCCAUGAACCCUCGAGGACCCUGUUGAGGUUCCACGGCCAGGACGUAAACCACACUGUUACUCCUGAAUCUGAGAUUCAACUUCCCGAUGGACCCUCCUCUCCAGAACCCCUGAAUAGACCUUACCAGGGAGACUGAGGAGUGUGAUUCUCCCUAUAGUUGGAACACACCCUCCAGUCCCCCUUCUUAAAAGGGGUACCACAACCCUGGUCUGCCAAUCAAGAGGAACUGUCCCCGAUGUCCACGCGACAUUUCAGAGGCCUGUCAACCAGGACAGCACCAUCCAGAGCUUUCAGGAACUCCCCCAGGGCCCUGCCACCGAGGAGCUUUUUAACCACCUCGGUGACCUCAACCCCAGAGAUAGGAGAACCUGCCUCAGAGUCCCCAGACACUGCUUCCUCAUGAGAAGGCGUGUCAGUGGAAUUGAGGAGUUCUUCGACGUGUUCGGCCCACCAAUUCACAACUUCCAGAGUUGAGGUCAGCAGCACUCUGCCCCACCAGACACCGUGUUGACAGUGCACUUGCUUCCCCCUCCUGAGACUUAAGAUGGUGGCCCACAAUUUCCUCGAAGCUGUCCGAAAGUCAUUCUCUAUGGCCUCACCGAACUCCUCCCACGCCCGAGUUUUUGCCUCAGCGACAACUAAAGCUGCGUUCUGCUUUGCCAGCCGAUACCCAUCAGCUGCCUCCGGAGUCCCACAGACCAAAAAGGCCUAAUUGGACUAUAGGACUUCAGCUUGAUGGCAUCCCUUGGAUCCCCUGGUGUCCACCAGUGGGUUCGGGGAUUGCCACCACGACAGGCACCCACCACCUUACAGCCACAGCUCCCUCAACAAUGGCACUCGGACUCAAUGUCCCCCGCUUUCUCUGGGACGUGGUGAAGUUCCGCCGGAGGUGGGAGUUGAAGUUAUUUCUGUCAGGGGACUCUGCCAGACGUUUCCAACAGACCCUCACAAUACGCUUGGGUCUGCCAGGUCGGACCAGCAUCUUCCCCCAUCAUCGGACCCAACUCACCACCAGGUGGUGAUCGGUUGACAGCUCUGCCACAUGCGUACGGUGGCAAGUCCGCCGACACGACCACAGUCGAUCACCGAACUGCGGCCUAGGCUGUCCUGGUGCCAAGUGCACAUGUGUACAUAGUGUUCCUUAUGAACAAACCAUGAUGAGUCCAAUAACAGGAGACCACUCGGUUUAAGGUGUGUGUGUGGUUCUUCCCAAUCACGCCCCUCCAGGGGUCACUGUCAUUGCCCAUGUGAGCAUUGAAGUCCCCCAGACGAAUAAUAGAGGUGACAUUCCACGUGCCUAGAGCUAGCUUCUGUAGCCAGGGAUCAGAUCGCCAUGGUCCUUGACUUCAGCCACCCAGCUCAUUGUGCACCUGAGCCCCCCCCUUUUAUACAUUUAUAUAAUAAUAAUACUUGGUCGCUACUUUGCAGAGUUCAUUUAUUGCUGGGUUUCCGGGAACGUAACCCCGGUGAUACACCAGGGUUUCCUGUAUUCCACUUUUCAAGCUUGUUUACAGCUAAGAAGCAAGCAAGGGUGGCCACGUCCGUGAAGUGGGCGUUGUAGUCGUGUCGUGUUGACUGAGAACAGCUGCAUCUGUAUGUACUGUCUGUACAAAAAUUGGGUAAGUAACGUUGCUUUCUUACUGUUGGAGUGGUUUAUUAAUCGCCCAAGUAAGUCAAGUGUUUUUAUUUUUUUAUUUUUUUUUUAAAGUAAUUACUGUAUUCAAGAACAUGGCAGAAAAACAUUUGGAACAUAUUUCAUUUAUUUUGAGUGAAACUGUUGAGCCAAAGUUGCCUCAUCAGAGGAAAGACUACUCUGGAAUAAUCCUGUGAGGGUCCAAGUGUGUCGACAGAGCUGCUGCCACCUCUGGGUCGAAUUCCACACACUGAGACUCCAGCUGCACCAGAACACACAAGCAGAGAGAUUAGAACCAGAGGAUGAAAUCAAAGGAAGGUCUCGAUAAGCGUGUUUGUGUUUGACCUGAGCUAUGUGCCCGGAAAAGAGAGUGGAAGUGGACGUCUCUGAAAUGGCCCUCAGCAGGAAGGUUUUGGUUUGGCUCAGAAUCUGCCAAGACUCCGUCUAACAUCAGUAUCAGAUUUAAAGCGAGUGAAUUUCAUUUGAAUUGAGCAGGGCGAAUAUGGCUCAAGGCUUAGUCACCUGACUUCCAAGGGGUCCAGUGAUAGAGGGGCCCGGGCCAUCCAGGAGCUGCAGCAGACUGAUGUAGCAGGAGACAGCAGUGUUGAGAAAGUCUGGACAACGCACAGCUCUUUGCUGCACCUCAGUGCUCUGCUGAAGCAAUAAGCUUAACACACAUAUGAACAAUGUGUUUACUUCAAUAGGAAUACAGGAGCAACUUACUGUAUGUGAUACAUUUUCUUUAAGGCAGGACUUAGUUAAAGAAACACAGGAUUCUAAAUGCUAACCUGUAGAAGGCCCACGGCAUCAGUUGAGUAAAUCGGUCUGAUGUCACCAAGGUAACACUCUGGUAAGCACCUUUUUCAGCAUCUAGGAAAAGUUUCAAUUACACUUAGAACUACCAGAUGAGCUCACCAAGAGUGAAAUACAGCAUAGCAAUAAAUAUUUAUAACCAUUUAUCAGAAAUUACCACAAAAUGGCAUUCAGAUGUAAUAUGUAAUACAGUACAAGUAAAUGUUACCAAUCAUGAAUCAAACGAACCUCAACUGCUUUCAUUUUGUACAAGUAGCUUACAUAGUCUUUUUCAACUGAAAGAAAGAAGCUUUACCUUUAGAUUUAAAGAUAAGUAGCCAGUCAGCACAAUCCACCAACACAGUCAGGACUUCUGUGCAUACGUUUAAGGCGCUCUGAUGGCUACACUCCUAAAGAAACAGAAACUUUACGAACUCGAGAGGAAAGCAGAAAGCAACUUCAAUAAACUCUGAGCCUAAACAAGACUUGUGUUGAACAGCAUCUGAUGUUCACCAGGGUGCGUUGAUACUAAAAUAUAAAAACAUCAGACAUGAACGCAUAGUUUGCUCGGCCAUUGACGUAUAUUGAUUCAAUACUCGACAAUUUUCUUUAUAUAUUUGGAGACUAAAAAGUGACUGGUAUUAUGAAUUAAGCCGAAACAAAUUAAAUUCAAGUUCUACUCA
Messenger RNA from Phyllopteryx taeniolatus (common seadragon), 6814 nucleotides. It is a transcript of the gene znf276, whose product is annotated as zinc finger protein 276. Gene Ontology annotation, molecular function: transcription coregulator activity; zinc ion binding. Lineage: Eukaryota; Metazoa; Chordata; Actinopteri; Syngnathiformes; Syngnathidae. Gene Ontology annotation, biological process: regulation of transcription by RNA polymerase II. The record is from RefSeq and is a predicted model, not a curated record. The transcript has 12 exons. Gene Ontology annotation, cellular component: nucleus. The coding region runs from base 178 to 2031 and encodes 617 amino acids.